GUGUCUCUGCAGUGGAAAAUGACUCUAAUUCAUUGUUAAGCUCGUGAAAUGCUUGAAUGGUGCGCUGAGCUAUCCGGAGCUCGGAGCUGGGGGCAAUCUGUCUCAUCUACCACCCUACCGCUCAAGUGAACCAGACUUGAACCAGCAUCUCCCCACGACGGGCUCAGCAACUUACACAGCUCUUCAUUAAGGGUGACGGCGAUUGCUUCGCUCGUUUUCAUGGAAGAGAAGUCUUUCAGCAUGAAAACCCUCUUCCUGAUCUAUAUAUUGACUUCCUUCGGGGAAGUCUCCCCACUCUCACGCGAUCCUGAUUCCCCAUAUUUCCCCGCUGUGAGUGGGGACGAGAACCUGCUCGUUCUCAAUGAGUUCAUCGAUUCAAUCAUAAGAGAAAUGAAGACGCGCCAACAGCUAAUUGAAGUCUUGAACCCCCUGACGCUCGAGCGCAACAUUACUUUCUCGAAGGGAGUCAUAUACCAAAUUUCCGUAAAUGGUCUCCUCUCUCUGCACCGGGUAGGAGACAUCACGUUUGUCCCGGACACGCCCGAAGUAAUAGCAAAGCUCGCGGUCAAAGAUGUCGAUCUCAAGUUCAAGUACAAUGUGCGAGCACUGGGCGUUCCCUCACAGGGGCGACUUAAUAUGAGGGUGAAUAACAUCGAGAUGGGUCUUCGGGCUUCUUUUCGUGGUGCGAAGGCGAGUUUGGAUCAGUUUGAGAUUCAUACCUUCGGAAAAAUUCUCAUACGAGAGUUUGCCGGUACCUCUCGGUUACUCAACUGGCUGACGAAACCCACACUGGAAUUAGCGUUGAACCUGUCGCGCUCAAAACUGAAGGAAAAGAUAGAGAAAGCGCUCAGAGAGAGGCUCGAAGAAGAAUUUCGACGGAUUCAUCUGGAAGACGUCAUCGCCUCUGUGAUUCUACAGUGA
Molecule: messenger RNA, 921 nt
Organism: Galendromus occidentalis (western predatory mite)
Lineage: Eukaryota; Metazoa; Arthropoda; Arachnida; Mesostigmata; Phytoseiidae
Exons: 6
Coding region: 220-921 (233 amino acids)
Source: RefSeq, a predicted model, not a curated record